Molecule: messenger RNA, 4701 nt
Organism: Octodon degus (degu)
Lineage: Eukaryota; Metazoa; Chordata; Mammalia; Rodentia; Octodontidae
Gene: C2cd5
Product: C2 calcium dependent domain containing 5
Exons: 28
Coding region: 276-3623 (1115 amino acids)
Biological process (GO): intracellular protein transmembrane transport; positive regulation of vesicle fusion; positive regulation of D-glucose transmembrane transport
Cellular component (GO): plasma membrane
Molecular function (GO): calcium-dependent phospholipid binding; calcium ion binding
Source: RefSeq, a predicted model, not a curated record
CUUCCUCCACGUCCGAGGGCCGCCAUCUUUUUUGAGGCGGGAGGAGAGCCACAUGUAGGCGCAGCCGAGGCUCAACGAGAUGCUGGCUCUGGCUGGGCUUUGUUUCUCUUGCCAUCCCUGUGGGGUCCGGGUAGCACAAUCCCCCGGGGCUCCUCCUCUGUGUGCCUUUCCGGAAUGAGGCCUCAGCGCCCCCAAGGGACGACCCCCUGCUUCCUCCGACGACGACGCGCUUGUUUGUUUCUGCAGGAGCCGGAGGGGAGGCCGAAGCCCAGACGAUGCCCGGGAAGCUGAAGGUGAAAAUCGUGGCCGGGCGCCAUUUGCCGGUGAUGGACCGUGCUAGUGACCUGACUGAUGCCUUCGUGGAGGUAAAGUUUGGUAACACUACCUUUAAAACAGAUGUGUACCUCAAGUCACUCAACCCUCAGUGGAAUUCAGAAUGGUUUAAAUUUGAGGUGGAUGAUGAAGAUUUACAAGAUGAACCUCUGCAGAUCACGGUCCUGGACCAUGAUACUUACAGUGCAAAUGAUGCCAUCGGUAAAGUGUACAUUGAUAUUGAUCCUCUACUGUAUAGUGAAGCUGCUACAGUCAUCUCAGGAUGGUUUCCAAUUUAUGAUACCAUACAUGGUAUCCGUGGAGAAAUCAAUGUGAUCGUCAAAGUAGACCUCUUCAAUGAUUUAAAUAGGUUUAGACAGUCGUCAUGUGGAGUCAAAUUCUUUUGCACAACAUCUAUUCCCAAGUGCUACAGAGCUGUAAUAAUUCAUGGAUUCGUAGAAGAACUAGUGGUCAACGAAGACCCAGAAUAUCAGUGGAUUGAUCGCAUUCGUACACCACGGGCAUCAAAUGAGGCCAGACAGAGACUCAUUUCUUUAAUGUCAGGUGAACUGCAGAGGAAGAUUGGCUUGAAAGUACUUGAAAUGAGAGGCAAUGCAGUUGUCGGGUACUUACAGUGCUUUGAUCUGGAGGGAGAGUCUGGGUUAGUGGUACGAGCCAUAGGAACAGCGUGUACUCUGGAUAAAUUAAGUAGCCCAGCAGCCUUCCUUCCUGCAUGUAAUUCCCCAUCCAAAGAAAUGAAGGAGAUUCCCUUCAAUGAAGAUCCCAACCCCAAUACUCACUCAUCAGGACCCUCAACCCCUCUGAAAAACCAAACUUAUUCCUUUUCACCUUCCAAGUCCUACAGUCGGCAGUCCUCUUCUUCUGACACAGAUUUGAGUUUGACUCCCAAAACUGCACCUUCCCCACAGGGACCUAGGAUUUACCUGUGUCCCAGCUCCCCCCCUCUCUCUUGUGGUUCCCUUCAUCUUAAAAAGUCCUGUCUCCUCCUCUCGGACUCUAGCCUUGCCCCUCAUCAUUGUAGCCUUGGCAGCCCUGUUCUGAGGAAAAGUGUUUCUUUCAGUGAAGAGCUGUUCCUGGCAGCUUCUGGAAUGGGAAGUGGUAGUGCUGGAAAAGAAGGAGGCCCGUUUAAAGCUCUUUUAAGACAGCAGACGCAGUCAGCAUUGGAGCAAAGGGAGUUUCCGUUUUUUACUUUGACGGUAUUCCCUCCUGGCUUUCUCGUGCACGUUGGCGGUGUUGUCAGCGCACGCUCUGUGAAGCUUCUGGACCGUAUCCACAAUCCCGAUGAACCAGAAACUCGGGAUGCAUGGUGGGCAGAAAUCAGACAAGAAAUAAAAUCACAUGCUAAAGCACUAGGCUGCCAUGCUGUGGUGGGCUACAGUGAGUCAACCAGCAUCUGUGAAGAAGUCUGUAUUUUAUCAGCAUCUGGCACAGCAGCUGUACUGAAUCCUCGAUUUCUACAGGAUGGCACCGUGGAGGGCUGUUUGGAACAGAGGCUUGAAGAGAACUUGCCUGUGGGCUGUGGAUUUUGCCACAUACCGUAUGAUGAACUGAACAUGCCAUUCCCAGCUCAUCUCACGUACUGCUAUAACUGCAGGAAACAAAAAGUUCCUGAUGUUCUCUUUACAACUAUAGACCUUCCCACAGAUGCAAUGGUCAUUGGAAAAGGCUGUCUUAUUCAAGCGAGGUUAUGUCGCUUAAAAAAGAAAGCACAAGCAGAAGCAAAUGCUACGGCUAUCAGUAAUCUCCUGCCUUUUAUGGAAUAUGAAGUUCAUACUCAGCUAAUGAAUAAGCUAAAACUCAAAGGGAUGAAUGCUUUGUUUGGACUAAGAAUUCAGAUCACAGUGGGUGAAAAUAUGUUGAUGGGCCUUGCAUCUGCCACGGGAGUGUACUUAGCAGCCUUGCCAGCACCUGGGGGCAUUCAGAUUGCUGGAAAGACACCAAAUGACGGCUCGUAUGAGCAGCAUAUCUCCCAUAUGCAGAAGAAGAUAAAUGACACGAUUGCUAAGAACAGAGAGUUAUAUGAAAUCAAUCCUCCGGAGAUAUCUGAAGAGGUUAUUGGAUCACCCAUCCCAGAACCCAGACAGCGCUCAAGACUUCUGAGAUCUCAGUCAGAAAGCUCUGACGAAGUUACAGAAUUGGAUCUUUCCCAUGGAAAAAAAGAUGCUUUUGUUUUGGAGAUUGAUGACACGGAUGCCCUGGAAGAUGUCCAUUCUCUGCUUACUGAUGUUCCUCCUCCUCCAGGUUUUUAUAGUUGUAAUACAGAAAUUAUGCCUGGUAUAAAUAACUGGACAUCAGAAAUACAGAUGUUCACGUCGGUGAGAGUAAUCAGGUUAAGCAGUCUUAACCUGACUAAUCAAGCUCUCAAUAAGAAUUUUAAUGAUCUGUGUGAAAACUUGCUCAAGAGCCUAUAUUUUAAACUCCGAUCUAUGAUUCCCUGCUGCCUUUGCCAUGUAAAUUUCACUGUAUCGCUACCUGAGGAUGAAUUAAUUCAGGUUACAGUCACAGCAGUUGCAAUAACUUUUGACAAAAAUCAGGCUUUACAAACCACAAAAGCCCAUAUUGAGAAGUCUCUACAAAGAGCCUCUGCAGACACCGAAGAACUCCUGCAGUUUCCCCUGGAGCUGUGCUCAGACUCUCUUCCUUCCCAUCCUUUUCCACCAGCUAAAGAACACCUGGAGAGUGCAAGUUCUAACUCAGGUAUACCAGCUGCACAGAGAGCAACGUCAGUUGAUUACAGUUCCUUUGCAGACAGAUGCAGCAGCUGGAUAGAGCUCAUUAAACUGAAAGCUCAGACCAUAAGGCGCGGAUCAAUUAAGACAACUGUGACAGUUGAAAAAGCAAAUCCAAUGGGUGAAGGAAAUUUCCGAAAUCGCUCUGCUCCACCUUGUGCAAGUUCUACAGUUGGGGUUGUUAAGAUGACUCCUCUUUCUUUCAUUCCGGGAGCAAAAAUAACUAAAUAUCUUGGGAUAAUUAACAUGUUUUUUAUUCGAGAAACCACUUCUCUUCGUGAGGAAGGAGGUGUCAGUGGUUUUCUCCACGCCUUUAUUGCUGAAGUGUUUGCGAUGGUGCGUGCUCAUGUUGCUGCAUUAGGAGGGAAUGCUGUUGUCUCCUACAUUAUGAAGCAGUGUGUCUUCAUGGAGAAUCCAAAUAAAAACCAGGCGCAGUGUCUUAUUAAUGUAAGUGGCGACGCAGUGGUUUUUGUUCGUGAAUCUGACUUAGAAGUGGCGUCUGUUCAGCAGCCUACUGCCAACUGCCAGCCCUUGUGUGCGGGAGGAGAAGUAACAACCUGAAGAUCAGAAAGAUACCACUAAGCGAAAUUCAUCUGUUCCCUUGGUUUGUCAUUCGCUAUCUUUGUAGACAAAAAGAAUGAAUGUAAUUUGAGAUAAUUAAGACAGAAUUGCUACCUUAUGAGUAGUUCUGAUUUAUCUGGAAUCUCUUGGAAGAAUGAGAAUUUCUAAUCUUGACACUUUGUUUUGUCUAGACAGAGAGGCCCCAAAGACUCUUGCGCCUUCAGUAAGUUAAGAUAAAUGUCUAAGUAAUUAUAACAAAGAUGAAGUUAUUUGUAAUUUAUUUUGAUUUUAAUAAAAUCAUAAUUUAAAACUGAAACAAGAUUAUCAGGAAACUAGAUAGUUGCCUUGUAUAAUUUAGAAAAACUAAGCAAGAAGUACAGAUUAUUAAUGAAAAAACAGUUGAUUUGAGAAAUGUAGAGGAAAAAUGGAGAAAAUUUUUCAGAAAAUUGUUGUGUGGGUUUCUUAAUGUUUUUAUUUUGAUGAGGAUUUUGGUGAAAACUGAAAGAAGAAAGUACUUCAGUCAUUUUCUAAAAAGCAGUCACUUGAUAAAUCCUGACUACUGUAAACGAAAAGUAAUUUGUUAAAACUGGUAUCCUUUUGUUGAAACUUUUAAUAUCUCUGACGAGGGAGGGAAAAUUAUAAUAUAAUUCCAUAACUUGCCACCCUUGUGUUGGUAUUUCAUUUGUCUAGAAAAGGCUUGGCUUCGAUUGGCACGAAAGCAUCAGUGAAUUUUGUUGAAUAGUGAAAAUGCAAUUGAUCUUGUAGGAACAUAAAAUUAUUUUUUAAAAAUGAUAUUGCAUUCAUACCAAAUGAACAAAAUUUUAGUAAUAUCUUAGAGAUUUUUGAUGGCAUUAGAUUGUGUUUGGUAUAUGUUUGGAAACAUAACUUGAAGUAAAUAUGCUGCAAAAUGUUGAAUGUAUACGUAGAAUAUAUAUGUAUACUUUUUUCUUGUUAAUGCCAAAUGCCCGUUAUAAAUAAAUCUUAAAUAUUACAUUCCUCCUAGGCACAAUAAAAUUUCUUUAUAAAACUCAUGAUUUUGUUCCCCCAGAAUAAUAAAUUGCCAUAAGGCUUAAAUCAU